This is a messenger RNA of Onthophagus taurus, 4319 nucleotides long. RefSeq names its product tankyrase (gene Tnks). Lineage: Eukaryota; Metazoa; Arthropoda; Insecta; Coleoptera; Scarabaeidae. Gene Ontology annotation, molecular function: NAD+ poly-ADP-ribosyltransferase activity; protein binding. The record is from RefSeq and is a predicted model, not a curated record.
AUAUAAUACGAAAUUCAAAAUUUAUGAAUUAAUUGGCAGGCCUCAUCAUUUCAGAUUAUUAUAUUACGUGAAUAACUUAAUUAAAUUAAUUAAAACAAGGUGUGUUUUUGGGUUACGCGUAAACCGCUCUUUGUAAUGGUUCUGAAAAUUUGCAUCGCGAUUGACAAAUAUAGAAGAGAGAGCAGUUAUGAAAUAUUCCUGACUUAAUUAGGUGCCGUUAACCAUUAAAAUUAAUACGUCGUGCGUUAAUUCGGCGUGUUAAAACUCGUACAACGGUUGAACGACGACGGCGCUUCAAGAAACACAGCUAUGUUCGCUGUAGGUCAAGGGAGGUGGGCACAUCUGGCUCUUAAGUGAGAGGAUUGUGAGAAAAAAACCCUGCAAAGACCGAGCAAUGGCAAAUAGAAGAGCCCUUUUAACCGCAACUAUGGAACCUUUACCUGGAGCAAAUGAUCCACUUAGAGAAUUAUUUGAAGCGUGUAAAAUUGGGGACAUUGCCAAAGUAAGAAAAUUAAUUACUCCACAAACUGUUAAUGCUAGGGAUACUGCCGGAAGAAAAUCAACACCUUUACAUUUCGCAGCGGGUUAUGGUAGAAGAGAUAUCGUUGAGUUUCUUUUAUCUGCUGGGGCUUCAAUUCAAGCAAGAGAUGAUGGUGGAUUGCAUCCUUUACACAAUGCAUGCUCUUUUGGGCAUGCCGAUGUUGUUAGAUUAUUAUUAGAGGCGAGUGCAAAUCCUAAUACAAGAGAUAAUUGGAAUUAUACCCCUUUACAUGAAGCGGCUAUUAAAGGAAAAAUCGAUGUUUGUAUAGCUUUAUUACAACAUGGAGCUGAUGUAAAUAUAAGAAACACCGAAGGUAAGACUGCCUUAGAAUUGGCCGACUCUUCAACACGUCCAGUUCUCACUGGAGAGUAUCGUAAGGAUGAACUUUUGGAAGCAGCUCGAUCUGGGUCGGAAGAACGGUUACUCGCCUUGCUCAAUCCUUUAAACGUUAACUGCCAUGCUAGCGACGGGAGGCGUUCAACCCCUUUACAUUUAGCAGCAGGUUAUAAUCGUGGUCGAGUUGUACAAUUAUUAUUACAACAUGGAGCUGAUGUUCAUGCUAAAGAUAAAGGAGGAUUAGUUCCUUUACAUAACGCAUGUUCUUAUGGUCAUUUUGAAGUAACGGAAAUGUUAAUAAAACACGGUGCUAAUGUUAAUGCUAACGAUUUAUGGGCUUUUACUCCUUUACACGAAGCGGCUUCAAAAUCUCGCAUAGAAGUUUGUUCUUUGCUUUUAAGCGAAGGGGCUGAUCCUACACUUUUAAACUGUCAUUCAAAAUCAGCUAUAGAUGUGGCCCCCACUAGAGAACUACAAGAAAGAUUAGCUUAUGAAUACAAAGGUCAUUGUUUACUUGAAGCAUCUCGUCAAGCGGACACAACAAAAAUCAAAAAGUACCUUUCAGCUGACAUAAUAAACUUUAAACACCCCUAUACAGGGGACACUGCCCUUCACGCCGUCGUCAGUUCAUUAUACCCCAAACGAAAACAAGUAUUAGAAACGUUAAUUAGGAAAGGGGUUCAUAUUAACGAAAAAAAUAAAGAUUUUUUAACGCCGUUACACAUCGCUGCCGAUAAUUCUCAUUAUGAUUUAAUGGACGUUUUAUUGAGACAUGGAUCAAAAGUGAACGCUUUAGAAUCAUUGGGACAAACCGCCCUACAUCGUUGUGCUCGAGAUGAUAACGUUCAAGCUUGCAGAAUUUUAUUAUCUUAUAAUAUUGAUACAAGUAUUGUUUCAUUACAAGGCUAUACAGCUGCUCAGGUGGCUUCAGAAAAUGUUUUAAAGAUAUUGCAAGAUCCACCUCCUGAGAACGCGGACGUCGAAGCUCAAUUACUUGAAGCUGCAAAAUCGGGAGACUUAGAUCAAGUUCAAAGACUUUUAGGUUCAUAUCCUCACAUCGUCAAUUGUCGCGAUUUAGACGGAAGACAUUCGACACCAUUACAUUUUGCGUCCGGUUAUAAUCGAGUACCCGUUGUAGAAUAUCUUUUACAAUUGGGUGCAGAUGUUCAUGCUAAAGAUAAAGGCGGUUUGGUUCCUUUACACAAUGCUUGCUCGUAUGGACACUAUGAAGUUACGGAAUUACUCGUAAAACAUGGUGCGAGUGUUAAUGUGGCUGAUUUGUGGAAAUUUACUCCGUUACAUGAAGCUGCUGCUAAAGGCAAAUACGAAAUUGUUAAGUUAUUAUUGAAGCAUGGGGCUGAUCCUAGCAAGAAAAAUCGUGAUGGGGCAACUCCUUUGGAUCUUGUUAGAGAUGGGGAUCAAGAUGUUGCGGACCUUCUUCGGGGUAAUGCGGCACUUUUAGAUGCCGCUAAAAAGGGGAAUUUAUUGCGGGUGCAACGAUUAGUUACGUCCGAUAAUAUAAAUUGUAGAGAUGCCCAAGGUAGAAAUUCCACACCUUUACAUCUCGCAGCUGGAUAUAACAAUGUGGAAGUCGCAGAAUUUCUUUUAGACCAUGGAGCGGAUGUAAACGCUCAAGAUAAGGGUGGUUUAAUUCCUUUGCAUAACGCAUCGAGUUAUGGGCAUUUGGAUAUAGCAGCGCUAUUAAUAAAGUUUAAUACUGUGGUAAAUGCGACUGAUAAAUGGGGUUUUACUCCAUUACAUGAGGCUGCGCAAAAAGGUAGAACUCAGUUAUGCGCUUUAUUACUCGCCCACGGUGCCGAUCCUUUCUUAAAAAAUCAAGAAGGGCAAGUACCGAUGGAUUUAGCGUCCGCAGAUGACGUUAGAUGUCUCCUUCAAGAUGCAAUGGCCUCACAACAAGUAGUACCAACAACAGCCGCACCAUCAUCGAGACCCCCGUCCAUCGUUUUGGCUCAAUCCCCAUCUCCGACAAUGUUACCUCUUAACUCGGAAACUGUAAUAAUGCCGUCUGGAGCGUCCAUGACGUUAUCAGUUCCGGUUUCGAGUCGUAACAGUUUGGCAAUUCCUGGUACGGAAGGGGGAUGUUGCGCGGGAUCUAAAGCGGAAAUAACAGCGGUAACCGGUGUAGGAAGCAGCGUCGGGAUGAACGUAGCCACAUUUUUAGCCAAUUUAAAUUUGGAACAUUUGUUUGAAAUUUUCGAUCGCGAACAAAUCACUUUGGAUAUUUUAGCGGAAAUGGGACAUGAAGAUUUGAAACAAGUUGGAAUUACGGCGUAUGGAUUUAGACAUAAGUUGAUUAAAGGGAUGGAGAGGUUGAUGGUUAGUUGUGGGGGGUUGUGGUCAACUCCUUCGAAUCCGGGAACUUUAUUGGUUGAUUUAUUAGCUGAUGAUAAGGAGUUCAUUGCUGUUGAAGAGGAGAUGCAAAAUAGUAUUAGAGAACAUAGGGAUAAUGGACAUGCCGGUGGAAUUUUUGCAAGAUAUAAUAUUGUUAGGAUACAAAAAGUUCAGAAUAGGAAAUUAUGGGAGAGAUACACUCAUCGUAGGCAAGAAGUAGCAGAAGAAAAUAGUAAUCAAAACAACGAAAGAAUGUUAUUCCAUGGAUCGCCGUUUAUAAACGCGAUCGUUCAAAAAGGUUUUGAUGAACGCCAUGCUUAUAUUGGGGGAAUGUUUGGGGCGGGGAUUUAUUUCGCCGAACAUUCCUCUAAAAGUAACCAAUACGUUUAUGGAAUUGGUGGUGGAACUGGUUGCCCCGUCCAUAAAGAUCGUUCCUGUUAUAUUUGCCACAGGCAUUUACUUUUAUGCAGGGUAACAUUAGGUAAAUCAUUUCUACAAUUUAGCGCUAUGAAAAUGGCUCACGCUCCACCUGGUCAUCAUUCGGUAGCUGGACGACCAUCUGCUGGAGGAUUGAAUUUCCCGGAAUAUGUGGUGUACCGUGGUGAACAAGCUUAUCCAGAAUACUUUGUAACUUAUCAAAUAGUGAAGCCCGAAGACUGUUCGGGUGGCGCAGAAUCGGAAGUUAGGUGAUUCGGCGGUGGUCAAGAGAAAUGGGUAGCUUUACCGGUUGGAGAAAUAAACGAACAACGCCGCUGUUGCAGUCUCGUCACCAAUAUGCUCAGCUGUUUCGCCCUUACAAAGACCAAGUGCACGUGCCAAGAACGAUGUAACUAAUUAUUUUAUUUCGAAGAAUUUCGAUUAUUUUUUUUAUGGAUGUAUAUAAAAAUUUAUGAUGAUUUAUGAGAUGGUUUCGUGGCGAACUAAUGGCGAUGUUUUGAAGUAUUUUGGAUCGUUUAGUAUUAAUCGGGAUUUAUUAAAAAACCAGAAAAGUUCUUUUUUCUUUCUAAAAUUGUAAGUUUGUUCAUAAAAAUGUGAUAUUGUACGAUACCAGGUAUAAAUUAGUGAAUAGGUGACGAUGUCUUGUACUUGG